GUCCUCUCCUUUUUCCUCCUUCCAGCGUGGACCCCGAUUCGAGACGACCUCCCUCUCUGUGUUUCCUUCGCCAUGGCCCCUCUCGCAGAUUUCAUUCUUAAGCAUGUACCAUUGCCUUCUCUUCCUAAACAUCUCACCAGCUAUGUACCCGGCAAGACCCCAUUGUCCACACCUCUAGAGGUGUUGCCUGCACUCGGUCUCUAUCUUGUUGUCGUCUUUGGGAUUCAAGCAUUCAUGAAAAACAGGCCCGCUUUGAAACUCCAGUACCUGUUCCAAGCGCACAACCUCAUUCUCAGCAGCGGAAGCGCGAUUCUCCUCGCGUUGAUUGUCGAAGAAGUUGUGCCUAAAGUCUGGAAGCGUGGCUUGUUCUGGGGCAUGUGCAACCAGGGAAUGUGGCUUCACAGCCUUGAGUUUUAUUAUAUGAUCAAUUAUUACUUCAAGUACCUUGAAUUGCUAGACACUGUAUUCCUCGCGUUCAAGAAGAAACCACUCGCUUUUUUGCACGUUUUCCACCAUUCUGCUACUGCUCUAUUGUGCUUUACUCAACUUAAUGGCCAGACUAGUGUGCAAUGGGUCCCUAUCUCUAUCAACCUGCUGGUCCAUGUUAUCAUGUAUUACUAUUACUAUGCCACUGCUGGCGGCGCUCGGAUCUGGUGGAAAAAGUAUCUGACUACUAUGCAAAUUGUUCAAUUCGUCAUCGAUCUCUUCGCUGUGUACUUCGGCACCUACUCGUACUAUGCCGCCAACUACUGGCCUCACCUGCCUAACCUUGGUACUUGUGCCGGAACGGAAGGCGCUGCUAUCUUCGGCUGCGUUUUGCUCUCCAGCUACCUGGUCUUGUUCAUCAACUUCUAUAUCCAAACAUACAAGACGCCAGCCAAGGGCAAGAAGGCCAUCGGAAAUGGCAAGAUUACCAAUGGUUCCGCUAACGGGUGGACACAAGCUCGAGUAGAGCCAUUCGCGAUUCACAGAGAGGGAAUUAGGAAAGGUCCACGUCUCACAUCGAUCGCUUUGAACUCGCAUCCAUCAUCGAUACCCCAACAGCAAGAUUCGUUCCCAUUUAAUACAAGCUUCAUACCUCUAAAAGCCGCUUACGACCAGAUUCGAGUGGUGUAAUAUCUUUUGCUUUCUGUUAUUCAUGCGGCUUAUGUAGGGUAAUAGUAGUACAAAAGCGCGUCAUUCAAACGUGCGGCUUUCGCCACUGUAUGUUUGACAGACACUGUUGUCGAGUAGAUACCCUGACAGAUUCAUGACUGGACGUAGUCCAAAUGACAUGAUGCAUGAAUAAAUCGCACUUUCGGAAAUGAAUGAAACCACAGACCGGUAACCAC
This is a messenger RNA of Somion occarium, 1331 nucleotides long. Lineage: Eukaryota; Fungi; Basidiomycota; Agaricomycetes; Polyporales; Cerrenaceae. The record is from the annotation of a GenBank genome assembly.